AUGGUAGACUCCAACGGGUCUCGACAGCCCUCCCUUGCUGCUUCACUGCCGCCAUCCCCGGUGGACGCCCGGCCACGUCGCGACUCCAUCGUCUCGCUGCCCGUCUCCCCGCCCAUCGACAGGGAGCAACUCGCCCUCGCUCUCGACAAGAUCCAUACCUCUGCCAGCCAGUCCGAUGCUCUAACAACCUUCAACGACUUUGCGCCGCCCCCAGGCUCGCUUCCGGUCCCUGAACCCAAGAGUACGGCGACCGAGAUUGUUCAGCAGGGUUUGAGUGGCCUGUACAGCCGCCUCAAGGAAGCUGUCGGCGCCGUGAGCAAGAGUGCUUCUUCCCAUGAAGCUGUGGGGGAUGGCGACAACUAUGAGGCCGGAACAAGAAGCACAACCUCGCCCUCGGCUGGCACAUCCAAGGCACCUUUUCUUCCCCGAGGAGAGGGCAGCGGGUCAAGUUCUUCUGCCCUGGAACCAGUUCGGCUGUCUUCAGACACCCAUACGUCAGGCGCGAUGAGUGCUAGCUCACAAACGCAUCUUCAAUCAUCAUCUAAGGCAUCAUCCAUUGCGACAACCACAUCUGUCGCCGCUAAACUAUCGUCGCCUGCCCUUCAGGGGUUAUCCAAACUUAGCAAAGCGGUACUUUCAGUCACAGCUAACCCUGCCGUCGCGCCUGUGACAGUCCAAGGGCAGGUUUUACUAGAUAAAGAAGCAGCUCGAGGAAUCACCACUCAUGUUGAUGAUGUGUCGGUAAGGCCUGCUGGGAGGAGGAGCAUAAGUAAGCCGACAGCAACAGUACAAAGCCCGAUUCUCUCCGCAAAUGGAAGCCUGGACAGCAUUUCUACGAUAGAUCGCAUCAUGAUCCCCGCUCGCACCACACGAGACGAAGCUCUCAGCACAGAUGGUGGUGCGGACACGCCACGAAGCCCAGUCCAGUCGUCUGUUCCUGAACGACGCGCUUCAGCUGCGUUUCGGCUCGCACCGUUAGAUGUCCUAAGGAGGCCUGCAGUGAUUGAUCGGCUUGCUUUUCCAAAAGGAAGUAGUCGCUCGAGAUCCUCCUCUAUGGAGCCUGGGACUACGGAAGCAAGCCCCAUCAGCACUUCAGCUCACAGUUCUCUCUACCAUGAGUCCUUUACCCAGAACGAACGCCCCCAAAUUCUGCAAUCGGGUAUCAUAAGGAUCCCAGGGACGACGACCAACGAAGGAGCCUCUGACGCGGUCAGCGCAAGGCUAGAACGCAUGCGCAAGCAGGUACUAAGCAAGGAAUUUUGGAUGGCCGAUGAAACCUGCAAAGAAUGCUUUCGUUGUGGCGCCGCCUUUACUGCUUUUCGGCGCAAGCAUCAUUGCCGGACCUGUGGUUGCAUCUUUGACUCCAAAUGCACUUCGCAGAUCUCUGGUCAGAAAUUUGGUGUCCAAGGCUCCUUAAGAGUUUGCAAGACAUGCUUGGACGUUAUCAAUCGCCGGUACGACAGUGCCUCCGAUGAUUCGGCUGAUGAGUCAUAUCUGCCUGCCAUCUUCCGUACCAGUCAAGCGAAGCACACCCCUACAUCUGUCAAACAGCGGACUGAGGAUGAAGGAAGCACAUCAGAGAGGACCGAGCAAACCGAUCAAGCAGACGAUGGCAAGGUCGCGGUUACUCCUAUGAUGGCCAUACCUGCCACACGCAGAGUGGGCGACAGUAAUCGCAAUUCCGCCGUCCUGGAGAUCGAUUUACCGCAGCUUAGUAGGCCCAGCUCGUCACGGUCCUUAAAAUCGCUGGCGGCUGGUCGGCCACAAUCGUCAGGGCAUCGUCGUCACCACUCUAAGCACAACUUCCUUACUAGGCUCAAGGGUACCAUGGAUGACAGAGCUCCGUUUCGUGCAGCAAGUGGAGAUGAGGUCGUGAAAAAGGCGAACACAAAUGCCUUUCACGACGACAACAUCAUUGACCCAGACCUUGCUGAGUUCAUGUCUGACGAUUCGAGUGAUGACGAACAAGUGAGCGACAUCUACAGUGUGAUGAAGACGGAUGAGUUCCAGCCAGGCAGCGUGGACCCAGAUCGAGCAAGUUUCGGCAACUUCAUGGGCAGUGGAAGAAAACACCGGUUCCGCCAAGGCGAUAAGAGCAUGAGCAUUGGCGGGCUUUCUCACAUAAAUCGCGGUUAUGAGGAGGGUGGUGGCCUCCAGAGUUUGACGAUACAUCAUGGUCGACCGCUACGGAGGAGAAACCUCAGCAUUGCCAGUGCGAGCAUCCAUCAUCUCAGGUCCCCACGGCCAAAGUCUGCUAUUGCCAAGGGCCCCACGGCGUCAGCUGACGCUUUGUCCGUCUUUGAUGCCAUGGUCGGCGACAUUCCCGGUCUGAAACGCACCGAGUCUACUCGCAACGGUCAGUCGACUGAAGGCGGUCUCAACCCUGCGAGCUGGCAGCAUGUGAAGAAGUUGUUUCGUCAGUUGCUGGAUGACGAUAAGAUUCCCAAUCCGGAGAGCUGGGAGAAAGCUCUUCUCCCUAUCAUUGACCAAUGCGCAGAUGAUGUCGAUCCGGACAUCCGGAGCGGCGAUGUUAUGGAUAUUAGACAUUGGGUGAAGUUCAAAAAGAUUCCUGGUGGGAAGCCGAGCGACACCGCGUAUGUUCACGGAGUGGUAUUCACCAAAAACUUGGCUCUCAAGAGUAUGCCUCGCAGGAUCCGCAACCCGAGAAUCGUAAUCAUCACUUUUCCGCUCGAGUACCAACGCCACCCAGAGCAGCAUUUUAUGAGUUUGCAGCCAGUUAUCGAACAGGAAAAGGAGUACCUGAGGAUGGUGGUUAACCGCAUCCUCAAUCUCGAGCCAAACGUGCUACUGGUCGAGAAAGGCGUGGCCGGAGUUGCUCUGCAAUAUCUCGCCGAAGCCAACGUUGCCGUCGCAUACAACGUCAAGCCAUCCGUCAUCGAAGCGGUCGCUCGUAUUGUAAACAUGCCUGUGAUCUCGUCCAUGGACAUGUUGAGCCUGGGUGCCCGAGUCGGCACAUGCGAGAACUUUGAAGUCAAGACAUUCGUCAACAACGAUAUCAGGGGAAGGAAAAAAACCUAUAUUUUCAUCUCUGGCUGCCCCAAAGACCGUGGUUGCACCAUUGCCCUUCGUGGCGCUUCGACCGAGAUCCUCGCGCGCAUGAAACGCAUCACCGAAUUCAUGGUCUAUGUCGUUUACAAUUUGAAGUUGGAGACCUGUCUCAUGCGUGACGAAUUCGUCCAGAUUCCAACAGAGCUUGAUUCAUUGAUGUCAGCCGACUCCUCAAGCACACAAACCAGUCAUGGAUUGCUCCCGGUCGUUGGGCCGGCUCCCAACUCCUCAAUCAGCUCCUCUGCUUUCACGGCACAGCAGAGCAGCACAGAGCCCUCCGAUCGUUCUCCGACUAACAUGAACGCAGGUAACCUGAGCAGCAGCGACAGUACCGGUGCUAAUUCUGAACUAUCAACCUCCGAAAUAACAGCUGAAACAAUUUUACGGCCGGCCGUGCAACAACCAGCUGUUGAAGAGGUAAACACAAUAACUUCUGCGCAGGACUCACAAUCUCCGCUUCAAGUGCCUGAGGAUAUCCCCAUGCCAGCCUUCUACAGUGACAUGGUGGCCAAGUACGAGACAAGAAUAUUGUCUGUAUCUCCGUUUGUGAGGUUCACUCAGCCAUACCUUCUCAUGAAGGCACGCGAACAGGAAAGGCGCUUGGAGUACCUGAAACGGCUUCGCGAUCAGGAUCAAAUUCAAGAACCCGAUCAGCCCGACAAACCAGAGGAGUUUCAGCUCAUCAAGCCCGAGAUGAUACACCAAAUGGGCCAGAAGGCUCCGCGGAAGAUCAUGGAGGUAAUCCAUGCUGUCCAUGAUGCCGAGUAUGACAAAGCGCUGCACAACUACUUGACCCAGACGAAGCAGUGGGAAACCUAUCUUCAGAACUGUCUAGAUUUGUUCGACCCUUAUGCACACCAGAAUAUCGUCGUCCUCUCUUCGGUUACUUGCACCGCUACUCAGAUCCCGUGUGUUGAGCCUGCCUUGAUGGCCAUCGAAUUCUAUAACCAACAUCCGGAUGAAGGGGGCUUCCUGGAUCAGGACUUUACACUAGGCCAAUACAUUGAGGAUAUAUGCGACACAGCCAAUUACGUGUGUACUGCAAACAACUGCGGCCGCAAGAUGUACGAACAUCAUCGGACGUUCGUGCACGACAAUGCCCGACUCACCAUCAUCUUGAAACCAUCACCUCAGUGGCCUGAGAAUUUUCCAGAAAAGCCGCAGGAGCGAGGAGGAGGAGAUGACGAGGGCACUGGUAUCUGCAUGUGGAACUAUUGCAAAGUCUGUGAUAAGCACUUUGGGUUGAUGCCAAUGUCCGUCAGCACCUGGAAGUACUCGUUCGGCAAAUAUCUUGAGCUCUCAUUCUGGAACACGGGCCUCCGGCUGCACCCAGAGACUGGAUGUCCCCAUGACCACAAGAAGGACCAUGUCAGGUAUUUUUACUAUACAUACCUUGACAUUGCAGUCAAGGUCCAUUACGACCCCAUCGACCUUUACGAGAUCAUCGUUCCCCGCAAGAGGAUCACUUGGAAGGUCGACAUCGAUCUGAAGCUCAAAAAUGAUGUCUUCACAAAAGCAGAAGAGAGAUGGAAUCGGUUCAUCAACUCAGUCAAAGCUAGGCUCAAGAGCAUCAAGAUUGAUAGCGUACUCCCGGAGAAGGCCGAAGACUGCAAGGCCGAAGUGGAUCGACUUCUUGAAAAGGCUGAAGAAGACCACAAAGAGAUGAUUAAAGUCUUGCAAAAUGCAUACAUGAAUUCAAAGUACUACGAGAUCAUUCCUUUUAAUGUGGUUUUCAGACAGAUGCUCGAAAGGGCCACGGAAUGGGACAGCGCCUUUACUCAAUUCGAAUCCAAGUUUCUUUCUGACAAGGAUGUCCGACAGUUGACACUGAUCCAACUCAAGAAAAUGUUCUCCGAUCACGAGAAGGAUCCAACGAGCACUGAUGGAACAACAGUCGGGUCAGAGUCGGAGGAAAAAAUGACGCCCGUGACAUCGCCAAAUGAGAGUUCUGAUGUUGGGGAGAAGCUGUCUCCAUCAUCUGAGGAAUCAUCAGUCCCUCAGCUGCCAGAAAAGACCACUCAACAGGAGCAGCUAUCGCAACCAUCUGAGCUCGGGGACAGUCAGUCUCACGAGGAACUGUUAUCACCUUCCCUUGCAACACAACCAAUCACUAAUCAGAAGGAGGAGGACUCCGUGAAAGCUGAGGAACAGCCAGAUGCCGUCAAGGCUGGAGAAGCUGAGGCGCAGAUUCCAUCGGCACCACGGAUGCCCACCUCCACUUCGGUUUCCGAGGUGGGAGCUAAAGGGGUCAAACCACCUAGCAACCAACCAGCUGGUUCUUCAUCCUCUGCAGGAGUGGCAAACAGCCCAACGCUAUCCCGGAAAUCAACCAUUGCUUCCCAUAGUUCUCCCACCGAACCAUCCUCGGCAGCCAAAACUUCCCAUAAGGAGCCUUCGCUAUCAGAAAAGGUUGAGCAAAUCCGACGGCAAAAUCGGGCACACGCCAUUACCAGCUCGGGUUCGGGAGCUGAGGCACCGACUGAAACCACAUCCCCGUUCUCGCCCGACCGUACCAUGCUUCCUCGUCGAACAGGCACUAAUGUCUCGCCUCCAAUGCUUCGCACUUUUGGUCAACAGUCAGGAACAGUGUCAGGGCCAUUACCUCGCACGCAGUCUACCAUUGGUAAACUGUUGAGAGAUCAAAAGGUUGCGCAAGAGGCGGCAGCAUCAACAGACGCACAGAAGGGACAAACUGGGGAUGACACGUUGAAAGGAGACAAGAAAUUCCUCGGUACGCUGAAACCACACCGCAAAGCUGGACCGUCCAACAUUCCGCGAUUUGUUCACAACAAAAGAGAUUCCAAAGUGUCGAAGCUGGCCUAUCAUUUCGAGCAACUGAGUCGGGAAUUUGAAAAGGAGCGAUUGAAGGACCGGAAGCAGAGAGCGACCAAGUUGCAUCACACCCGAGCUUUCUUGCCACGGUCUUCAACCAAGACGAUCGUCGAGGUAUAUCGGGAUGUCGAUCAGGCUGUUCAAGAACCCGGCCCGUCAGAUGAGGAUCAUCUCGGCAGAGAGUCAAGUGAAAAACAAUCUGUCGAAACAUCCACUCCAGAUAUCACUCCCGCUGAAACACAAAACAAGCCUCCCGAGACAGAACCAAGCUCGCCAGCAUCGCCUCCGUCGCAAGAACGGAGAGAUAAAGUUUUUGCUACAACUGAAGGUGAAACAGAGGAGAAUAAAGUCCAAGAAGAGAAUCGUGUUAGCACGGACGAUGAAGCAGGCAGCGAUGUUGAGGGCACUGGCCUUAGCUUCGAUGACAUCUUACCAGACGUCAACGAGAUUGCCGAGUCUUUAGAGCAGAAUGCGAUCCCAGAAGAGUUGCCCAAACAUCAAAAGAAGAGUCUCAUGGAUCGGUUGGCUAAUUUCUGGGCCGAGCGCUCCGCAAGCAGUUGGCCGCAGCUCGAGUAUCCCGUCAACAUGGGCGACCACGUCAUGUUUGAUUCAGACGUUAUCGUCCGGGAAGAUGAGCCCAGUUCACUCGUGGCGUAUGCUAUGAGCUUAAAUGACUACAAGGAAAAGCUCGCUGCCAUCCGGAGAGACCUCAGGAUGUCGAACUUCGGUGAGACUGAUGUGAGCGGCGAUAGCCUGGAAGACAACAUGGGAACGCCGGUGGACCCAGAAGCGGCGAAGGAAAGGGCCAGAAAGAUUGACAUGGAACUCGAAAAGACCCUCCUCCGGUCGACUGGGACACACGUCAAGUACCAGUUUGUGCAUGGCACAGCCAAGAUGAUGUGCAAGAUUUUCUUUGCGGAACAGUUUGACGCCCUACGGCGCAAGUGUGGUGCGGCUGACAGAUUCGUCGAAUCACUGUCGCGCUGCCUGAAAUGGGACUCGAAGGGCGGCAAGACCAAAUCUGUAUUCCUCAAGACUUUAGAUGAUCGCUUUGUGCUCAAGUCUCUGUCGGUCCCUGAGACCCAAUCAUUCUUGAAGUUCGCUCCCGAUUACUUCAACAUUAUGGCCGAGGCGCUCUUCCACGAGCUCCCAUCUGUGAUCGCAAAGAUGCUGGGCUUCUUCAGAGUUCACAUAAAAAACCCGGUCACCAAUACCGAUAUCAAGCUGGAUCUGUUGGUUAUGGAAAACCUGUUCUACGACCGGACACCCAGCCGCACGUUUGACCUGAAGGGCUCAAUGCGCAACCGGAGAAUACAGUCCACUGGCGAGCGAGACGAGGUCCUUUUGGACGAGAACAUGGUCGAAUAUAUCUACGAGUCGCCGCUCUUUGCCCGUGAACACUCGAAACGCCUGCUCCGGGCCUCGGUGUUCAACGACACACUGUUUCUGGCUAAACAAGAUGUGAUGGACUACUCCCUUAUGGUAGCGGUCGACGAGGCAAAAAAGGAACUCGUUGUGGGCAUCAUCGACUGCAUCCGGACGUACACGUGGGAUAAACAGCUUGAAAGCUGGAUCAAGCAACGCGGUCUCGCCGGAGGAUCGCGUAACCGUCCCACUGUGACCAGCCCGAAAGAGUACAAGAGUCGGUUCCGGGUGGCGAUGGCGAAGUAA
This is a messenger RNA of Thermochaetoides thermophila DSM 1495, 7572 nucleotides long. RefSeq lists its product as uncharacterized. The transcript has a single exon. Lineage: Eukaryota; Fungi; Ascomycota; Sordariomycetes; Sordariales; Chaetomiaceae. Gene Ontology annotation, biological process: phosphatidylinositol phosphate biosynthetic process. Bases 1 to 7572 code for a protein of 2523 amino acids. Gene Ontology annotation, molecular function: metal ion binding; 1-phosphatidylinositol-3-phosphate 5-kinase activity; ATP binding. Gene Ontology annotation, cellular component: fungal-type vacuole membrane; endosome membrane. The record is from RefSeq and is a predicted model, not a curated record.